Messenger RNA from Theobroma cacao (cacao), 1175 nucleotides. Its product is annotated as Ribosomal protein L7Ae/L30e/S12e/Gadd45 family protein. NCBI's taxonomy places the organism in Eukaryota, Viridiplantae, Streptophyta, Magnoliopsida, Malvales, Malvaceae. The record is from RefSeq and is a predicted model, not a curated record.
ACACUUGAUGAUGAUACCAUAGCUCCAACUCUUUUCUUAUUCCUCUCUUCCCUUUUCUUUUGUAUAGUAAGACUAAACUUUUUUUUGUCCUUUCUGGGCAGGUCAUUAGAUUGGGUUUAGUAUUUUCUUUUCUUUUUUUUUCCCAUUUUAUGGUACCAAAAGGAAUGAAGAACAUUAAGAAAAGAAAAUUAAAUUAGAGCUCUAAGCUGGAGCUAGCUGUGGGCCUAAUAACUUGAUAUUUACUAAUUGGGCUAAUUCCUGGCCUAUCAUCAUCUACAGGGCGUAAAGUUUGAUGGCCCAAUGUCCUUUUACUCAGUUUUUGGGCUAAUCGAAGCUGUCUCUGGCAAAUUACCCUUUUCAAAACCAUUCUUUCAAGCUUUUCAUCAAACAAGUAGCGAACUCUGAAGAGAAGCAUGCCGAUUAGAAAUAAGGCUGCCAAGAACAUCGUCGAUGGCUCUCUUCCUCAGCAGCCAGAUUGCUAUGAAGGGGAACGUCUCGUUCGCGUGCUUAAAUCAAUCCAAAGAGGGGUAGAGUCAGCAAGAGAAUUGGCUGGAAACUCCUUCCCUGAAAAAAUAUGGCUUAAGCAACAAUUUGCAAUUGGUGUUAAUGACGUGACACGUGUACUUGAACGGAUGGCGCCCAUUGCUGACAAGGGGAGCUCUGCACAAGCCCCUUGCGUUAGGCUUCAGGCCAUUUUGUUAGCUGCUGAUUGCAAUCCACGGUGGUUAACGAAGCACCUGCCGACCUUGGCUUCAUCAAGAAAGGUACCAUUGAUCUUUGUUAAAGAUAAUAAAAAGGGAUCUUUAAGAUUGGGUGAGCUCGUCAAGCUAAAGACAGCCAUUGUAAUUGGAGUGAAGGCUAGAGGAAAUGCAAUCAAUCAGAUAAUCGAGGAAAUUCUUGAUGGAGGUGAAGUGAAUGAUGGAGCAUUGCUUGAAGUCCAUUGAGAUGCCUUGGCGACAAUGUUUAGUAACCUGCCUGCCAGUCACUGGCCCUCGGAGUAGAAUGGAAUGGAUGUCACUACUUGGCAAAGUUGGAAAUGCUUGGCUGUAAAUCCUGAGAGCUCAUUUUCCCUGGUUAGAUGCCUGAUGUGGUAAAUCUUGACAGCGGUUGUAAAUGAAGACAUCUAUUCUGGAAUUAUUAACUUUUAACUUACAGAAAUGGAUACUAUUUUGCCA